Messenger RNA from Gossypium arboreum, 963 nucleotides. RefSeq lists its product as uncharacterized. The record is from RefSeq and is a predicted model, not a curated record. NCBI's taxonomy places the organism in Eukaryota, Viridiplantae, Streptophyta, Magnoliopsida, Malvales, Malvaceae. The transcript has 2 exons. Bases 1 to 963 code for a protein of 320 amino acids.
AUGGUAGAACAAGUUCUGGAUUUUGACAAAAAGACUGAGAAUACUCGUACUGUUGGAAAGCAUCCUGGAGCUGCAAGUUCAAAUCCACAACUAAAAAGAUUAAAAGAAUUCUGUGGUAGCUUGAGAUCAAAUUUUAAGUCAGAUAGAAUUGAUAGAAAUCGUGAUAGACAACCAACUGUGUCUACGGGUCAUGUACGAGGUCCAUCCCGGGAUAUUGAUAUUCCGAAUUGUGAGCAUUGUGGGAAAAAGCACUGUGAUGAAUGUUGGAAGUUAACUCCAAGCUGUUUUCGCAAACAUUUUGUUAGAGAUUAUCCGAAGAAUGAGAAUGCUACACCUAUUACUUCUCAGAGAUCUAUGCCUACUUUUAGGGGUCGCGGGUCAAAUCUGGGAUCUUCACAUUCAUAUGUAAAUACAAAAUUGGUUGAGUCAAGAAGUUUAAAAUCUGAGGCAUCUAGUGUAUCGAUAGUGGUGUCUAGUCCAUUGGGACAAUCUGUGUUAGUGGAUCAGGUGUGUAGGAGAUUUCCGUUAAUGAUAAAGAAUAUAACUUUUCUUGUUGAUCUGUUGAUAAUGCCGUUUGGUGAUUUUGAUAUGAUUUUGGGAAUGGAUUGGCUUACAAAGCACGGAGUGAUUUUUUAUUGUUGUAAAAAGAAGUUUGUUGUUCAGAGUGAAAACGGUGAUAAGAUUGAAGUGAAUGGUAUUCAAACAAGUGGUUCAACUCGUAUCAUUUUAGCAAUUCGAGCUAAUAAACUUCUUAAUCAAGGUUGUGAAGCUUUUCUAGCCUAUGUUAUCAAUCCGAAUUCUGUUGAUAGUCAGUGCAGUAAGAUUCAAACUGUUUGUGAAUUCCUUGAUGUGUUUCCCGAUAAAUUAUCGGGAUUACCACCAGAUCGGGAGGUUGAGUUUGCAAUUGAAGUGUUUCCUAGUACGGCUCCAGUGUCAAUGCCCCCUAUUUUAUGUCACCUAUGA